Messenger RNA from Mytilus californianus (California mussel), 9375 nucleotides. RefSeq names its product kelch-like protein 21. The coding region runs from base 76 to 1830 and encodes 584 amino acids. Gene Ontology annotation, molecular function: protein binding. The transcript has 2 exons. Lineage: Eukaryota; Metazoa; Mollusca; Bivalvia; Mytilida; Mytilidae. The record is from RefSeq and is a predicted model, not a curated record.
UGCCUUCAUGUCGACAAAAUCUGAAAUGACACACAGCAGUAAAAUUUGGAAAAAGAACAUCUAUCGCAAAUCAAAAUGAAUUUUAGAAGAUAUAUGGACAGAAGAAUUGGUUCUCCAGCCAUAGAUAAAUAUGUGCUUCAAGAUCCAGACUAUAGCAGUGAUAUGCUGAACAAACUCAAUUCCCUCAGGACAGAGAAAGUCUUUACAGAUGCUACAGUUUGUUGUGGACAAGAAGAAUUUUUCUGUCAUCGUAAUGUCCUUGCAGCUAGCAGCCCAUACUUUCGAGCCAUGUUUACCAGUGAAUUAAGAGAAGGAAAAGAAACUCUGGUAUCGUUCAAUGAUAUUUCAGCAUGGACUAUGAAAAGGAUAAUUGACUACAUUUACACUGGUAAACUAGAAAUAAACACUGAUAACGUUCAGGAAUUACUUGUGGCUGGGAGUAUGCUGCAGUAUGAAGCAAUAGUCGAUUCUUGCUGCAAGUUUCUAAAAUGCCAGUUAGAUCCAUAUAACUGUUUAGGAAUAGAAAAAUUUGCUCAGAUGCAUUCCUGUCACCGACUUGAGGAAGAAGCUUAUAAACAUGCCUUAGAAAACUUUAGUGUGGUGACAGAACAAGUGGAAUUCUUAGAACUGACGGUAGAUAGUUUAGUAAGAUAUGUGUCUAGUGACUGGAUUGAUGUUAGGACAGAGGAAAUAGUCUACGAUGCUGUCAUCAAAUGGAUUGAGUUCGAUGUAGAUGAACGCAAGAAAUAUAUAACCCAAUUAUUAGAACAUAUAAGAUUGCCUGUUAUAGAUAAACAUAGAUUAUCCAUAAUAAAACAAGAACCAUUAAUUGUGAAGUGUGAGGAAUGUGUACAAAUGGUGCAAGAGGCUAUAACACAUAAUGAAUCCGUACAUGACCAACAUGGCCGACGAAGAAGAAGCAUGCAGAAUAGUCACGUUCAACCUAGACCAUCCACUGUAGCUAAAGAGAAAAUGGUUGUGAUAGGUGGAAUAAACAAUUAUGUAAAUAGAACUGUAGAAAUGUAUGAUCCGUUAAAAGACAAAUGGUUUGAUUUGCCUGACUUCCCUGAUAAUAUAUCAUGGUUUAGUGUUUGUGCUUUAUCUCAUUCAAUCAUAGUUACUGGGGGGAUCUUAGAGGGCAAUAUUGUCUCAAAAGUCUGGAAAUUUGAAGGCAGGACUAGAGCAUGGAUUGCAAUGCCACCUAUGCUAAAACCUCGUGCUCGGCAUGCAUCUGGAGCUUUAGGUGACCUUAUAUAUGUGUUUGGAGGUGUCACUUAUGGAACAACAUACAGUGUAAUUGAUUCGGAAUUAAUAGAAUGCUAUGACCCUAGCACUCAGUCUUGGACACAUGUUGGACAGUCUGUGUUUCCUAGGAAACAAUCUCAGGUUGUGACCUUUAGCAAUAUGCUUGUUGAAGUUGGUGGUUUACAAGGGGAAGCAAAAGUCAAUACCAUGGACAAUUUCAUGUGUAUAGGAAGUGGGAAGGACAUUAGAUCUGCUGAACAGUUUAUUUUACCGGAAGCUAUUCAGUAUUCCAAAAUAGUUGUCAUAAAUAAUAUAUUUUACAUUAUAUGGGAAGACACUAAGAAAAUUAUUGCCUUGAAUCCUAGAAGAAGAACAUUUGAAAGACUUGCCGAUAUGAAUUAUGCACAUAAACAUUGUGGGGCCACAGUUCUAGGGGAUAAAAUUUAUGUGGUAGGGGGACUAAUAGACAACACACGACCAAGUUGCAUUGUAGAGAGUUAUGAUCCAGUCACAAAUAAAUGGACCAUAGAGAAAUCUCUGAGAGAACCAAGAGCUCACCAUGGGUGUGCAACAAUAACAUUAUGAUGUGUAGAUUAACUAGUACAGUAAAUUCUUGAUCUUUAUUCACACUUUCAGAUUCACUACAAUCAAUUUCACAUUAUUCAAGUUAAAAAAAAAACAACUUCAUAUCCAGUACAUUUACGAAAUGACAAAAUUAAUAUUUCUUAUUUUUUCUCCAAAACAUGUUUAAACAUUCAUGAUAGUUAUAGGUUUCAUAAUGAAUGAGAAUUGCAUAUAUGUUUGCGUACCGCUUGAUAUCAGCUUAAGUUUGGUAUUUAAUUUAAGUACCACGAGCCUCUGGCUAGUUUAAUUAUUUCUAUUUAGAUUAAAUAACAAGAAUUGAUAUCAAGCAAUAUCCAGUUCUCAUGACUUGUUAAACCUAUUUCCCAUAUGGUCAUGAUGGUAAAACAUCAUUCUCUUUGUGUUAAAUAGAAAAUUUCUCAACUUGUUAAUCUAGUCUUUUGCACAUAACAGUAUUACUUCAUACAUGUAUGUCCUGUUUUGGCCUCAACCUUUAACAUCAGAUAUUUCAAAAAUUUUUCUGUGUUUCAGAAUGUAAUAAAAUUUGAUAUAAAUGGAUAUAUAUGACAUAUAUAUAUAAUGUUGCAAUAUUGUUUCUUGAUGCUGGAUAAGCCAAUCAAAUUAAAGCAUUUUUGGUAUCACUUAUUCGUACAACAGUCCAUGCGGUGUACAUGUGAUAUGAGAUAGAUCUCUUUGAAAACACGAGAAAUAGAUAAUAAGCCACAAACAUAAAAGAAUUUUUUAGUACAGCAUUACAUUUCAGAUGGAGCAGCAGAUGUAUAUAUUUAUAUAUAUAUAUAUAUAUAUUGUUUUCAAUUUAGACUUGUAUAUAUAUAUAUAUAUAUAUAUAUUAAAAAUGACCAAUGUCACCGUUAUUUUACAUUAUGGAAUUAUGUUAAAAAACAAAAGAUAUUUCAUGAAGGACCACAUUUCACUAAAUACAUGUUUACAUGUACAUGUAAUAGGCUUUUUACUUUUUUAUACAUUUGUAUUUUGUAUGAAAUGUGUAUUCCUCCAUGAAGCAACUGCAUUGAAGUUACUCAAAUAUUCUUCAAGCAGUCACAGAAAUAGUUUGUAAAAGCUUUUGGUGUAAAAAAAUGUCAGGAAUAUUUUUAUAAAACCUGAAGAAACUUAGCCACCAGAUUUUUUUGUGCCAUUAACAGUGUUCAGUUUUAUGCUGUGUAUACUUAUAUGAUUGACAAUCAGAUUCAGCCUGUAGGUAAUUCUGGCCAGACAAAAAUACACAUGUUUUAAGGAUUUCCUCCUUUAGAAAUAUAGGGUGGGUACAUGUUGGUAGUAGUUUUUUGUUUUGCUCAUUUUUUUUACCUUGAGUAUAUGGGGAGACCUGCAAUAAAUUAAUAUUGUCACAAUCUACUACUUAAAGCAGAGGUAGAUCCAUAGUCAGAGGAAAUUUGAUGUUACUGUAGGUUUAAGGUUUGAAAUGGCAUCAAGCAUAGCGAGGCAAAAUUUAUUCAAUGCCUUUAAUAUAUAAUGAUUAUAUUUUUACAAUCAGAGGAAGGGGUGGGGAAAAUACACUAUCUACACUCCCACUUAGAACCAUACCUGAAAAAUGCCAAUAAAAACAUUCUGGUUGGCAUUUGAGGCAUGAAAAAAAAAAUCUGUUGGUAAACAAAAACUUGUAUUUUGUAUUUUUGCCCUAUGUUACAUUGUACUUCGUCAAUGAAUAAAUUGCAUGUAAUAAGUUUGAAAUAUUAAAGGAGAUAAUUAAAAACAAUUAUAUUUUUGGUUUGAUCAUGACCAACCACCCUGUUAUUUUAUCCAGAUUUGUUUUUUUUUAAGUUUGUGAAAACAUGAAAAUUUAUUAAGACCUUAUCAUGUUUAAGACCUUAUCAUGUUUAAGACCUUUCAGUAUCAUUUUGUUUGGCUCAUAAUAAUCACUUUUGAUAAGAAUGUGACAACUGAAUACAUAUUUCUAUUUAGAAUAUUUGAUUUACCCACUGAAAAUGUACAAAUAUGGUCUCAACAACAACAGUAAUACAUUCUUAGAUUAUUUUACAUUCUAGAUCUAUAAUAACAAUUAUAUAUGCUACUUCUGUUUGUGUCAAAAUAAUUGUAUUACAUUUCUUGUAGAAGAUUACUUUGCUUUAAAAAAAAGUGUGUAAAUUAGUGUGGAAUGAAGUAUAAAAGAGAAUUAUGUAUCUUUUCAGGUCAGGUAAAAUAAAAUUAAUUACCUCAUGUUUAUCAAUUAUGAAAGUAGAAUUAACUUGUACUUACAGGUGAAGUCAUCUUCAGUAGUUUCCAUAACAAUUGCACAGUCAAUUGGUAAACAUUUCAGUUGUUUCAAUUUUGAUUCUAUAAUUUCUUAUUAUGGAAUCUAUAUAUAUGUGCUUUUAAGUUUAAGAAAUAAUGUUUGAAAUGUUUGAAAACUUCAUGUACUUGAAGACUGAUGAAAGAAAAUAGUAAAAAAAAUAUACAUUUUGUGAGUGUGUUCAUUGUGUAAUACUCUGUAAAUUUUGUUUUAUUAUCAGACUCAAUGAAACGACACAGGUACAAGCAAAUGUAUGUACAGUAAAAACAAAUUUUCAAGGAAACACCGAAAUAGUUGGGGGAGACAAGAGCGCAAAAUAAUGGAAAUUUGGGGACAAUAUUUAGGUACAUGUAGUAUGGGAGAAUAAACAAGAAAUGACAGAUUUUUUUCAUUGUUUCCCAAAAUGUAGGUUAUAUCAUGCUAUUUUCAAAAAUACAAUGCAUAAUAUAAAGGUAUUGGUCACCUUGCUUUUCCUCAAGCUGCAGACUGUAGAAAAAAACUCUUUUCAUAUUUAAUAUUAAAGGAUCAUAUACAAAAAAGCACUAUACAUAACAUGUAUGUGACUAAAAAGAAAAUUAAUUAUUAGAAUUUUGAAGAAAUUAUGAGUAGACAGCUUAUAUAAAUUGCUUUCAGAAAAUAAUUGAAAAAAUGUUGUCUCUGAAGUCAGAGGCAGAUUUAGGGUUGGCCCAGGGGGCCCCCGUAUGGAGCUACAGCCUACAUAUAUAGUUAAUGCAGAGACUUGUUCUACUCCUAAUAUUGCCUAGUUUGGGGGCCCCUCUUUUUCAAAAUCCUGGAUCAGCAUCUGAAAGUCCAUGUAUUCUUGUAAAAAAGUAACCCCAUAAGAUAAACUAUAUGAAUUUUACAUUAUAAUACCGGUAGUCAUUUAAAAUUCUAGUAUUUCACACACUCCCACAUUUGUUUAUAUCUUUGACAUUUGACAUUAUACACACUCCCACAUGUGGUUUAAUCUUUGUCAUUCACUAAUGAAAAGGAGCAGUUUGUAAAAAUAAUUACGACCAUGUAUUGAUCAUAUCACACUUAAGGUCAUAUACAAUAAAUAUUCUGACAUCUUCUUACAUUUCAUUACUAUCAUUUUAGUUACACAAUUGAGACAAAACUUAUAUAAAUGCAAUUAAAAUGUGAAAUAUGAACACUGAAGACAAGUUAAAUGCAGAAUAUCAAAACUGAUGCCAUGUAAAGUGUAUAAAAAUUGCAGCUGUAGUUAUAUUAUAUACCUGCAUUGAAAUGCAUAAUACUUUAUUGUCAAUUAUUUAAUGCUUGCUUACAGAAUCUGAAAAUGGACCUAGCUAGUCAGUCUAUUAUAUCAGUAUUAGUAUUAUGAUUGUAUUGAAUGUAAUGUCAGUUAUGAAAAAAACAGGUAUAAUUUAUUUGUUAUCACAUAUUAUGAUUAUUUUUACAAAUGUUUGAUUUGACUGUCCAUGUUGUGGAGACAGAAUAAAUAUGUCUUAUUAGCCUUGAUUUUGGUCUUGUUAGCAUAGAUUGAUAAUUUUAGUCAGUAAAGACAGCAUUAUUACCAUAUAAGAUUAAUAACUUUAAGUGAAAUUGAUAGAAGGAUCCCGCUAAAUUAUAUUAACGUCAGCCUUUGGCCAGAGUAAAUUAAAAAAACAUCAAUUAAACUUGUGUCUCGGGUCAAAAGUCAAGGUAAGCGAGACAUAGGGAUUCUAAUCAACAGCAGCAUCUGCAUUAACUAUUUAUUUAAAGCUUAAUAUUUCAGAAGCUACAAAAAAUCUGAAUGCUUCAUACCUUCUAUACAUAAGAUUUAUGUUACAAAGUGUCCUCAGGCAUAUGUCCAUUGUCUUUGGCAUCAUUUUCAUGGUUUAGCUACUGCUUAAAAAACUGUAUAGUUUUUUUAUCAAAUGAAUUUUUUUACUUAUUAAUAGUACUAGGAUAGCUAUAUUUGGUAUACUGUAUCAUUGAAAGGUCUACAUUUCUAUCAGACAGGGUUCAUGGUUGUCCUCAUUUCUUGGAUCAGUGAUCAAGGUUAUAUGGACAAGCUCUAUAAGCAAUAAGUUGACUAUUUUUGGUUCAUGUCCCACUGGCAGGUUUUGUCUAACCUAGACCCCUUUUUUAUGGUUCAUUGGUCAAUGAUAAGUAUUUGUGGUUUGAUCUGUUUCUCGGUUACUUUAAGCAUUAUGUCAAUUAUAUUUGCUGUAUUGAAUGAUUGUAAGCUGUACUUGUCUGUUUUGGAGGGUUCAUCUGACCUUGACCCCAUUUUCAUGAAUUAUGGAUCAAUAUUAAAAAAAUUUUGGUUUGUAACCAAUAAGUCUACUGUAUUUUGUAAAUAGAAUGAUUAGAAUUGAGAAUGGAAAUGGGGAAUGUGUCAAAUAGACAACAACCCGACCAAAGAGCAGAACACAGCCCAAGGCCACCAAUGGGUCUUUUACGCAGCAUGAAAAUCCUGCAGUCGGAGCGGGCUUCAGCUGGACCCCGACACAGCAAUGUAUACUAGUUCAGCGAUAUCGGCCCAACACUAAACUCCAACACAUGUAAAUGAACCAAAAUUAAAAAAAACUGUAUGGUGAACGUGUUAGUAGGGCAGGGUUCAUCUGAAUUUGACCUCAUUUUUAGGGUUCUUCUGUCAAUGAAAAGAUUUCAUGGUUCUUCUGUCAAUGUCAAGAUUGCAUGGUUCUUCUAUCAAUGCAAAGAUUUCAUGGUUCUUCUGUCAAUGCAAAGAUUUCAUGGCUUUUCUGUCAAUGUAAAGAUUCAGGGUUCUGUCAAUGUUAAGAUUUCAUGGUUCUUCUGUCAAUGUAAAGAUUUCAUGCAUGGUUCUUCUGUCAAUGUAAAGAUUUCAUGGUUCUUCUGUCAAGGUAAAGAUUUCAUGGUUCUUUGUCAAUGUAAAGAUUUCAUGGUUCUUCUGUAAAUGUGAAGAUUUCAUUGUUCUUCUGUCAAUGUAAAGAUUUCAUGGUUCUUUAGUCAAUGUAAAGAUUUCAUGGUAAGGUCCAUUUCUCAGAUUCUGUAGGCUGAAAGUCAUCUAUAUUGGGUGUAGGGAAUGAUUGUAAAGUUAAUAUGUCUGUUCUGCACGGUUCAUCUGACUUUGACCUCAUUUACAAAAUAAUGUUUAUAUGAUACUUGUAGUAAAACCUUAUCUGAAAGACUCAACAUAAAUUCAAUCAUGAUUAGUAACGCAGGCAAGACAUUUUUGCGUGUAUGUGCACUCUUAUUCUAUUUUGUUUUCAUGCAUAAAUCUAGCUUUCAUCAAGGAAUUUUCCUUUCUUAAACUGUGCUAGAUGUUGAACUGUUGUACAAUUUGUAUUCACCAUACGAAUACCAACUAUUAAAUUCUGAAAAACCUGGUAUAAAGGGACCAUUUGCUACCAAAUAUAAAGAGGGUAAAUAAGAGGGCCAUUCUUCACACUAUGUAUAUGUUUAUCAUAUAGAUGCAUGCUCUUUUGAAGCAUUACUGUCUGGUUAUGUAGAUUUCCUCCAACAUUAUAUACCCUGCUGAAGUUAUUGGGUAGAACAUAUAUAUCUGUUAUAGACUUCUUCACAGAUAUGUUGCAAGGCAAAAUGUUCAGACAAAAACCCAAACAUUGUGAACAGGAAAACCAAAGGUAGUUUUGUUAUGAGAUCAGAAAUGAGAGACAAUACAUUGAAAAACAUAGUCUCUCUUCAUCAAAUAAAGUAGUUUUAAGUACAUAUAGUUCAAAAAUUGUAUGAGAACUUUUCAUGUAAAAUUGCUGUUAUUUAAUUAAAGAUUGUAACAUGUCGAAAUGUCAUUUAUGAAUUGAUGCACAUGUGCUUUUUAAUUUUGUGGUAUUAUCAUAAAGGUGAAUGUUUAUCAAUAUUUUGUGUAAAUGUAUAUUGUAUUGAUAUUUGGGCAUUUAUAUUUUAACGACAGUAUGUUAUAAUGUGUUAGUUCGAUAGGAACUAUUGAUUUAAGCCAAAAUAAAUGUCCCCAUCUCUUGCCAUUGUGUAUCUUAAAAUGAAGUGUGAGACUAUCAAGGAGAAAAAAUUUAAAAGUAUAAAUUUCUUAUAUAGAUGUUAAAUGGUUAAAUAAGUACCUACCCUUAAGAUUUUUUUGUCAUGUUCAAACAAGCACUAUUAAUGUCAAACUGUUUCACCAAAAAAUUGCCUAACUACCUAUCCUAAUUUCUUUCAGCAUUUUAGCAGAAACACAGGUAUUAUGUUUUAGCCCUUACUUGCAAGAAAAUUGAUUAAAAUUAUUCUUUAGUGGUUAUUUUGACUGGAAUAUUAUACUUGUGAAAAAGAUCACCAAUAUUUUUCUUUCUUUGUUUUACAUAUUAAAUAUGUUGAAAGUUCUCCAGAAACAGACAUUUUUAAAGUCAUUUCAUUCAAUGUAUUCCAGUAACUGUUGUCUUACAGUUGCUCAUAAAGUUUAAAUUAGCCCAAUUUGCAAAGGCUUGAUUUGUUCCUGUGUGAACUCUUUAUUGAUUGAUUGUUGUGACCUUCAUGCCAGGCAACCAUACCAUAAUGCCAGGCAACAUUAAUGUAAUGCCAAGAAACUCUAACUACCUUAAUGCCAGGCAACAUUACCUUAAUGCCAGGCAACAUUACCGUAAUGCCAGGCAACAUUACCUUAAUGCCAGGCAACACUACCUUAAUGCCAGACAACAUUACCUUAAUGCCAGGCAACACUACCUUAAUGCCAGGCAACACUACCUUAAUGCCAGGCAACAUUACUGUAAUGCCAGGCAACAUCACCUUAAUUCCAAGCAACAUUAAGCAAUUAAUAAUUCAUUAAUCAACAAUUUUGACAAAGCAAAAUCGGUGUAAUUAAAAUUCUUACAAAUGCCUAUACAAAAUUAAAUAAAUCUGUUCUCAUUAGAACAGGUAGAAAUUCAUUGCUGACUCAGCCUUUCACAUAUCCUUUUUCUUGGUGAGUACAAAAUCCAUGUAUGGUUGGUCCUUUAUGCUGCAUUGCUUAAAAGUAUUCAAAGGGAAGUAAUUUGGUGAUUGUAUUAAACAUAAAUUCAUGAGCAUUUAAUUGUUAACCUGUUUAUCUUUUUAGUGUUGUAAACAAAUUUCUACAGAAUUAAGGUUCUACAUGGUCAAUAGAUGUUAAAAAAGGAAAUUUAAUUAAAUUACAGUCAGCAUGGUUGCAGCAUAACAAUAAAUGUUCUGACGUUAAAUUCUCCAGCAGCAUAUUAAAAAAUGAGAAUAUAAUUUGUCUUCGUUGUUUGCUAGUUUCAGUGACAUGAAUGUACAACUUUUAAUUUUUCAAUGUUUGUUUUUACUACUGACUUACAACAGUUAGAGUCUUGUCUUGUUUAUUUUGAAUAAAUAUUUUAUUUACUUGA